Molecule: messenger RNA, 2514 nt
Organism: Phaeoacremonium minimum UCRPA7
Lineage: Eukaryota; Fungi; Ascomycota; Sordariomycetes; Togniniales; Togniniaceae
Product: putative alpha-glucuronidase protein
Exons: 1
Coding region: 1-2514 (837 amino acids)
Biological process (GO): xylan catabolic process
Cellular component (GO): extracellular region
Molecular function (GO): alpha-glucuronidase activity
Source: RefSeq, a predicted model, not a curated record
AUGCGCCACCAUCUCCUGUUUCUCGUCUCACUCGGUCUUACCGCCGCAGAAAACGGCCUGAGCGGCUGGCUUCGAUACGCGCUACUUUCUGACGCCGCUGCUCAUGUCGAAAAGGUUCCGUCCUAUAUCAUCGCCCUUAACACAACCAAAACCAGUCCGGUGUACGUGGCUGGUCAAGAGCUCAAGACAGGAAUUGAGAGGAUUCUCGGCAAGGCCACCAGGGUGGCCAGCAAACGGUGCAAGUCCGCAGCGACGAUCACAGUUGGAACAAUUGGGGCGUACACUGCCGAUGGUGGCCAGCUUGUCGAAGAGCCCGAUCUGGCGGAGGAUGGGUUCUGGCUCAGCACAAAAGGGGAUUCCAUUAAGAUAUUGGGUCAGAACGAGCGAGGUGCGUUAUAUGGCGCCUUCGAGUACUUGUCGAUGCUUGCACAAGGGAACUUCUCUGAGGUUGCAUAUGCCACUAGCCCGGACGCGCCGAUCAGAUGGGUCAACCAGUGGGACAACAUGGACGGAAGCAUCGAAAGAGGAUACGCUGGUCCUUCCAUAUUCUUCGAAAACGGAACCAUCAAACAGAAUCUAACCCGCGUUGCUGAAUAUGCUCGUUUACUCGCCUCGGUCCGCAUCAAUGGCAUUAUUGUCAACAAUGUCAACGCAAAUGCUACUCUUCUCAACCCUAUGAAUGUGGCCGGGUUGGGCAGAAUCGCGGAUUCUAUGCGGCCAUACGGUGUACGCAUUGGGAUCUCCUUGAGAUUCGACUCGCCACAGGUACUUGGUGGGCUCAGUACAUUUGAUCCUCUCGACAAGGAUGUCAUCUCUUUCUGGACAAAUGUGACAGAGAACAUCUACUCAGCUGUUCCCGAUUUCGCUGGAUACCUCGUAAAAGCGAACUCAGAAGGCCAGCCGGGACCAUUGACCUACAAUCGGACACUAGCCCAAGGUGCAAACCUAUUCGCCAAUACAUUGCUGCCUCAUGGUGGGGUUGUAAUGUUCAGGGCUUUUGUAUAUGACAAUACCAUCAAUGAGUCCGACUGGAAAGCCGACCGCGCGAAUGCUGCUGUUGAUUUCUUUCGGGACCUUGAUGGAGAUUUCGAUUCGAAUGUUGUAGUCCAGAUCAAGUACGGACCCAUCGACUUCCAAGUCAGAGAGCCGGCAUCGCCUCUGUUCUCUCACUUGAGACAGACCGGUAGUGCCAUUGAGCUUCAGGUCACGCAAGAGUACCUCGGUCAGCAAUGCCAUGUGCUCUAUCUUGCGCCACUUUGGAAAACCAUUCUUGAUUUUGAUAUGCGUGUCGAUGGCAAGCAAUCGUUCGUCAAAGACAUUGUCGGUGGUACUGUCUUCAACAGGUCGCUCACAGGAUAUGCUGCGGUUGUAAACGUAGGCACUAACACGAGUUGGCUCGGCAGCCACUUAGCCAUGUCGAAUCUGUAUGCAUAUGGGCGAUUGGCCUGGAAUCCAAGUGAUGAAUCGAUAAACAUGCUGCAUGAUUGGGUCCGAUUGACGUUCGGCUCAGAUCCAAUUCUCAUUGACACCAUCACGAAGUUGAGUAUGGAAUCAUGGCCAGCAUACGAGAACUAUACCGGUAAUCUCGGCAUCCAGACGUUGACAGACAUAACGGGGAACCAUUUUGGCCCAAAUCCGGCGUCACAAGACGACAAUGGAUGGGGCCAGUGGACACGGGCAGAUGCUUUUAGUAUCGGAAUGGAUCGUACUGUCAAGAAUGGGACCGGAUUCUCUGGUCAGUACCCCGCCGAGGUGGCCUCGAUGUACGAGGAAAUCAAUACCACGCCUGAUAAUCUGCUGCUCUGGUUCCACCACGUAAAUUAUACACAGCUGCUCAAUUCCGGCAAGACUGUAAUCCAGCACUUCUAUGACGCGCACUACGCGGGUGCAGAGACGGCGCAGACGUUUGUGAAGUUGUGGGAGGGCCUUGACGGCAAAAUUGACAGAGAGAGGUUCGAGGAGACCUUGUUCCGGAUCAAGUUCCAAGCUGGACAUUCCAUCGUUUGGCGAGAUGCAAUCAACGAGUUCUAUCACAACAAGAGUGGUAUCUCGGAUGCAUUAGCAAGAGUUGGAUAUCAUCCUUGGCGCGUGGAAGCAGAGGAUAUGUUGUUGGAUGGUUACAAAGUCGUGGCCGUCACCCCGUUCGAGACGGCCAGCGACUACUUUGCCAUCAUUACGACCCGUAACGAUACGUUGGGAACCGCAACGACGGCAUUAUCUUUCCCGUCUGGAAAGUAUGAUGUUGCUGUGAAUUAUUUCGAUCUUGCUGGAGGAAGAGCUCAUUGGGAGGUGUUUCUGAACGACGUGUCGGUGGGAGGAUGGCGAGGCACAAACGAAGACAGACUGGGCCACGCGACGUCGACACGACUCGAUGGCCAUUCUGCCACCCGCAUUACGUUUCCUAGGAUUGAAAUCACCAAGGGCGAUGUGCUGAAGAUUGUGGGUACACCAGAUGGAAUUGAGGCGGCGCCGUUAGAUUACAUUGCCGUUCUUCCAGCAGGCGUAGUGGAUUAA